UACUGCAUUGCACCAUGGACUUACUAGAGUGCAUGCUCAAACAAUGUGCAAGCUCAAUCCUCCUUUCUCCGAUUUUGUUGUGUUCGAUCCCGGUGUUCGAUAGAAUAAGGAUCACUGCAAAAGCAACCGCCCCCUUUGUGUUUGAGCAGUGGUUUCUUUGCGUUGUCUGACCCCAGUUCCAGUUAGCCAGCUGCCAGCCGCAGCCCGAGCUCAAAUUGUCGGUGCUGUCGACGAGUCACAUAUGAGUUGCUAUAUCAGGAGAGUAGAUCCAGCUAACUGCAGACGUGUUAAGGCUCAUUGUCCAAUUAUCCACUUCUUUCUCUUCUUUUCUGCCUCCAUCUUUCCUUUUCCUUUCAUUUUCUCUUUGGCUCUCUUCCGUUCAGAUUGAAGGAUGGCUCAGUCGUAUUCCGCUCCGGUUCCUCUCAAGAGCAAACGAUGCACUCUAGAAAGAGCAGAAAAAUUCAUAUCAAGCAUCUACUUCACUGACUGCAAUUUGUAUGGAAAGCUCUUUCCUGAGAAGCACCCUGUGUGCAUCACACACAGAAAGGUCAAAGGUCGUGUGACCUUCGACGAGGCCACCAAGGGAUGGAGUUCAACAAGUUCCAAGUCCAAGUAUCCUCCUGCUACAGAGGUCAAGCCAGGGUCAUCUUACGGUCCAACGUGGGCAACUCACUGGUUUCGUGUUGAGAUCCAGAUCCCCAAAGCUUGGCACAAGCAGGAAGUCCAUCUUCUGUGGAACUCUAACUCUGAAGCAAUGGUUUGGAGUCCUGGAGGAGAGCCUCUUCAGGGGUUAAACAAGGACGACCGCAUCAGCUUCAUCUUAACUUGCCCGCAUUCCUCAUUGAAAUAUGAUCACCUGUAUAUAGAGAUGGCAUGCAAUAAGAUCCUUGGAGCGGGGAGUGAUCUCAUAGAUGCACCGGUAAUGGAUCUUACAUUCACGCUCUCGCAAGCCGAGCUGGCGCUUUUCAACCGUGACGCCUAUGACUUAACGAUGGAUGUCGAAAUCUUGGUCGACAUGGUCAAGCAUCUACCAGAGAGUCGUGAGCGAUGUUACCAGGCGCUCUACACUGUGAAUCGAAUGAUGAAUGCUUGUUCAGCUGAUCAACCUCAAACUUACCAAGCCGCUAGAGAUAUCUGCAAAAAGUUCCUUGAGCAAAGGAACGGAGACUCGGCUCAUACCAUCCAUGCGAUUGCCAAUGCUCAUAUUGAUUCAGCCUGGCUAUGGCCUUAUGCCGAGACCAAGAGGAAAGUAGCCAGGACCUGGUCCAAUGUUCUAAGUCUCGCUGAGGACUACCCUCAACUCAACUUUGCCUUCUCACAGGCUCAGCAGUUUCAAUGGGUAAAAACCGACUACCCGUCGCUCUACAAGAAGAUACAGGAAAUGGCCAAGACAGGGCGAUUCAUCCCUGUAGGUGGAUGCUGGGUGGAGAUGGAUGGGAAUCUGCCGAGCGGGGAAUCCUUCGUCAGGCAGCUGCUCUAUGGACAGAGGUUCUUCAAGGAAGAGUUUGGGAGCUACUGUACAGAGUAUUGGCUACCAGACACGUUUGGUUACUCCGCCCAGCUGCCUCAGAUCUUAGCCGGUGGAGGAAUGAAGAGGUUUGUCACUCAGAAGAUGAGCUGGUGUCUCGUCAACAAGUUCCCUCACAGUACCUUCUGGUGGCAAGGUAUAGACGGGACAAAGUGCCUCGCUCACUUCCCUCCUACAGACACGUACCAUGCUAGGGUCAAAGUGGAAGAAUGUCUGAAGAAUGCAUCGAACCAUCAAGACAAAGGACGCUCAGAUCACAGCCUCAUGCUCUAUGGAUUCGGGGACGGGGGAGGUGGACCAACGAAUGACAUGCUGGAGCGGAUGCAGAGAUUGGAGGAUGUGGACGGCAUCCCGAGGGUCAAACCGUCCACCCCGAAUGAAUUCUUUUCAGCCAUAGAGAAAGAUGCAGGCAACCUAUGUACAUGGGAAGGAGAGCUGUACCUGGAGUUACAUCAGGGAACCUUCACCACACAGGCAGAGAUAAAGCGCCUGAAUAGAAAGCUAGAGCACAAGUUUCAGCAGAUAGAGUUUCUCUCAGUCCUUCAACCCAUCGGUAAAGAAGUCUUGACCCAGAAGACCAUCUCAGAGAAAUGGAAGAGGCUUCUCCUUCAUCAGUUCCAUGAUGUUCUACCCGGGAGCUGCAUUAGAGAGGUAGUAGAGGAUGCCCUAGGUGACAUGCAAGCCUUGAUCAAGGAGCUGGAUACGGAGAAGAAGAAUCUUGUCAAAGCUCUGUCGACACACACUAAGGGUGGAAAGCCAUCAUCAAAGGGCGGGUCAAAGGUCAUUUCUAACAACCUGAGUUGGGAUCGCACAGAGGUAAUUGACCUCCGUCAGAGUUCAACGACCAGUGAGGCAGGGUCAAGCAUCGAUGGUCCUACGCAGGCCAAGAAGACUAAGCGGAUGAAAAAUGAAUCUGAAGCAGAGAAGAAAUUUGCUCUAGUCACCAUUCCUGCCAUGUCCGUGUCGACCGUUGCUCAGUGCUCCGUAGCCCCCAAGCCCUUCGUUCCUGCUCAGAUCAAAUCUUUCAACAAUGGGUACAAGCUGUGGAAUGAACACCUGGUGGCCUUUGUAGACUCCUGCGGAAGAUUGACCCAGAUGAAUCUGAGUGAGCCUGGCUGGCAGACCAGAGGAACUGAACCUGUCUAUCAGAAACCUGAUGUCAUCCCUGAUGGUGGUCACUAUGGCAACCAGUUUGUAAUGUUUGAUGAUGUUCCUCUCUACUGGGAUGCAUGGGAUGUGAUGGACUAUCAUCUGGAAACAAGGAAGCCAGUGAGUGAGUGUAUAUCGAUUGAGAUUGUGGAGACCAAUGCUCUUCAGGUGUGUCUGAAGGUUGGACUUAAGAUCAGCGAGAGGAGUAGCAUUGAACAGAGGAUUGUACUCAGAGCUCAUUCCAAGUACCUUGAGUUUCAUACAAAGGUUCACUGGGACGAGUCACACAAGUUCCUGAAGGUGGAGUUCCCGGUCAAUGCUCACUCGCCAGAGGCGACCUUUGACAUCCAGUUCGGCCACCUAAAGAGACCUACGCACCAGAACACAUCCUGGGAUUGGGCUAGAUACGAGGUAGUUGGCCAUAAGUGGAUAGAUCUAUCACAGUAUGACUGGGGUGUAGCUAUACUCAAUGACUGCAAGUAUGGACACUCUGUCAUUGGAAAUGUCAUGAGGAUUUCAUUGUUACGUUCCCCUAAGAAGCCUGACCCUGAAGCUGAUAUUGGUGAUCAUAUCUUCUCAUAUGCCAUAAUGCCUCAUACAGGUACCUACCAAUCAGGAGGUGUGAUCCAAGCAGCCUAUGAAUUCAACAACCCUAUGACACUAGUGCCUGUGUCAUCUGUAACAACCCUUGACCUGAGGGAGUUCCUUACCAUAGCGCCCUCUUCUGUCAUCAUUGAGUCAGUCAAGAAGUCUGAAGAUCGAAACAACUGUGUGGUUAUACGCUGCUAUGAGGCUUACGGAGGAGAAGUAGUCGCCAAGCUAACAACCAAGUUGAAAGCAAGCAAGUUCACAAGGUGUAACUUCCUAGAAGAAGAAGAUGUAGGAUCUGGGGGAUUCUUGGAUGAGAGUCCAUCAUCGGUUAGCUUCAGACUCGGACCAUUCCAGAUAGCCACGAUCAAGAUACAACUAUAAAGGCUCUUUCGGAUAUGGUGCAGUAAACAGCUGAAUUAUGUGAAAUCAAUCUAUGACAAAAACAAUCAUACCUAGCAUUCUAUAGGCUAAUGGUUAAGGGGAGAUGGUAGUCCGUUUCCAUGUGCAGAAAGUCAUAAUUUGCUGAUACCAGACUUGGUGGAAAUACCAUGCAAGUCUGCACACUGCAAACUCGUAGUCCCAUCAAGAAAUACCCUGUAGACUCUCAGAGAGUCCUCGGGUGAGGGAUAUGUAAGAUAAUUAAUUUUUCAUAUGGGAUGAUCGGUAGAAAAUGCAGGGCAUUAUGUAGAUUGUUAUUAUUGAUGAUAUUCUUUAAUAAAGGUAGAAUUUCUCUGGAAAGUGAUAUUCAAUAACGUUUGGAACUGACAAUCUAGUAAUGCAUAUCUAGGUUUUUUUUUUAUCAUAAUACAAUCAUGACAGAGAAGUUCAAAAAUUGCUUUUCUGUUUAAGAAUUUGGUUUUGAUCAAGUACAAUUUUCUCAUAGUGAUACUACAGUAUUUUAUUGUUUUCUUCCCAGACCAGAGCUGAAUCGCUUUCCACUCCUAUGUAUUUUUUCAACUGUUUCACUCAAGAUUUUAUGAUAUUGCUGAAUCUGUUGAAAUCGAUUUUGAAUACAACUCUGGCAAUAUCAUCUAGGCUAUAUACAUCAAAACAAAUCUAUAAUGUGCAAGUGAUUUUGUAGGCAUUCCAUUAAUGUGCUGUGACAGCUUCAUCUGUUUACAAGUUCAAGAAUUUCCGAGUCUCCCUUAUUUUGUUUGAGGACAAUGGAUUCCGAUUGUAUCGACAAACUUUUUUAAAAAGUGAUAUGUUAUUUUUAAAGUAGCCCAAUCAUGUGAAGCAAUGUGUGUAGCACUUUGUAACUGCAAGGAAAUGUAUUAUAUCAAAUACCGUUUGGUUUUGAUUGGAUACUUUAAUGUGGAUGUAAAAGACUUUAUACAGUGUUGAACAGCUAGCAAAGAUUUAAAACAAUUGAGUAUGCUUGCUUGUGUUGUAUUUUGUAUUGUCAUUAGUUUCCAGUUCGUGUUGUAGACAAUUAUGAGAAUAUCUGUUAUAUCCACUUUUAAAGUGAAUAAAAAACAUAUUUCUGCCAAAACAAGAUGAAGAUGAAAGUUAUAUUAAAUAAUU
Strongylocentrotus purpuratus (purple sea urchin) is the source of this 4792-nucleotide messenger RNA. RefSeq names its product alpha-mannosidase 2C1 (gene man2c1). The record is from RefSeq and is a predicted model, not a curated record. Bases 392 to 3649 code for a protein of 1085 amino acids. Gene Ontology annotation, molecular function: alpha-mannosidase activity; carbohydrate binding. The transcript is spliced from 26 exons. Gene Ontology annotation, biological process: mannose metabolic process; oligosaccharide catabolic process. NCBI's taxonomy places the organism in Eukaryota, Metazoa, Echinodermata, Echinoidea, Camarodonta, Strongylocentrotidae.